Molecule: messenger RNA, 2356 nt
Organism: Pocillopora damicornis (cauliflower coral)
Lineage: Eukaryota; Metazoa; Cnidaria; Anthozoa; Scleractinia; Pocilloporidae
Product: prolyl 4-hydroxylase subunit alpha-1
Biological process (GO): peptidyl-proline hydroxylation to 4-hydroxy-L-proline
Cellular component (GO): endoplasmic reticulum
Molecular function (GO): protein binding; iron ion binding; procollagen-proline 4-dioxygenase activity
Source: RefSeq, a predicted model, not a curated record
AUUUUUAAGUUCACAGUUCAUUUAUUGUCCUCAAUUAUAUAGUUACUUCAUUGAAAAAACUGUGCUAAAUUUUUUCUUGAGCAAACGAAGGAUAAACGAGGCACAAUCCAUUUGCCAGGCCGAAACAAUAGUAAGAAUCAGGUUGAAUAAGUAAAAUUAGCGUCAUAAACACCUUCUUCAACGAGGCUGUCGAUCAAAUGGCUUUAUAAUUCAAAAGGCUUUGCUCUCAAGUCAACAAAUAAAAAGCAGGAUGGGCAAUAUUUAACCAAUAUAAGAGGAACCAAAUUAUUCAUCAAUACUUAAAUGCCAUGACAAUACUGAUUAAAAUUCGGAAGUUGUAUUCGUCUGAAUAAAAAUUUCCCACGAGCUACAUUUAUCUAUACCACAAACAACUCGUAAAUCUUACUUCCCGGCCGCGUUUAAUUGCUCUGUAUUUUGGCGGAAAUUAAAACAAAAGGCAAACUUAGGUUUUUGUUUCAUUACUUGCUUAACUGCCUGAAGAAAAUAACGUGAAAUACUGACGAUACGACGCAUGCAAUAUAUUCCGCUAGGUGGCGCAAAAACAGUUUUGCAAGAUGGUGUCGGUGUGACGAUUAUAAACGAACUGUGACUGUCUGCAGAGUUCUCUUGAGGGAAGAAAGCGUCUCCAGCGAGUGGUGUAUUGAAUUAAGGUUUCUUUUGCAUCGCGCAUGUGGCCUGAUCGGCUUUCUCUAAAAUGAUCAAUUGGAAAACUUGGAUGGUUUGGUGGUCUCUUUUAUUUAGUGUAACAACCGCUGAAUUUUUCACAUCUCUGAGUCGGAUAAAAGGCUUAGUUCGCUUGGAAAGCGCUCUGUCGAACUCUCUCGACAAUUAUUUGGAACAGAUGUCAGAACCCCCGGAGGUUCUCCGACAAUUCGCCGAUCGUGUCAGGAAAGAAAUGAAAAUCGCGGCAGGCGAUAUCGAAAAAUAUGCCUUCCACCCGAUCAAUUCAUUUCUGCUUGUGAGACGAUUUGUACGACAUUGGACGGAACUGGCGACCUUCCUCUCCGAAGGAUCACCGAACGAUCUCUAUUCCGAGCUCAUGAUCAACCGUCGAGCAUUUCCCACCUCGAAAGACUUCAUUGGAAGCCUCAACGCCAUUCUACGCAUCCAAGAGGUUUACAAUCUCAGCGCACGCGCACUCGCUGAUGGAGAUCUGCAUCAAACAAUACCAAGCAGGGGUCUGGGCGCUGACGAGUGUUAUGAGUUAGGCAUUGGUAGCAAUGAUCAAGAAAAUUACGAGGGGGUAACAGGCUGGAUGAAAGAAGCUCUUAAACGCAUGAGCCCACCUUAUGAAUACAGCGGUGCACUCACAAAAAUUGACGUGUUGGAAUAUUUAGCCUGGGCCGAGUAUAAGGUGGGACUUCUUGAAGAUGCAAUCCUACACACAAAGGAUAUUCUUGACGAAGAUCCCACAAGUAAACAAGCUCAUAUCAAUCUUGGACACUUCCAGGCCGAGGUGAUGCAACGCAAUACGAACGCAAGUCAUUCGACAAGAAACAAGCUAGACAACAAGAAAAAUAAAAAAGAUUUCGAGUUAAAAUAUGAACGCUUGUGCCGCGGAGAAACACGAAAGUCUCAGAGACAGAGAGACAAACUGAGUUGUUACUACAAUAGAAAUCGUCCAACACAAGUGCUGAGACCAGUUAAAGUAGAAACUUUAAAUUCGGAUCCAGACCUCUAUCUGUUUCAUGACGUCAUCUCAGAGAGCGAAAUCGAGCUUAUAAAGAAACUUGCCAAGCCUCAGCUCAAGAGAGCUUUUGUCACAAACACAGAUACUGGAAAAGAGUUUAAAGCAGACUAUAGGAUAAGUCAAAGCGCCUGGCUGGACGACAAUGAUUCUUUUGUAGUAAAGAAAAUUAGCCAGAGGAUUCAAACUACCACGGGUCUUUCUCUAGAUUCUGAACACUCAGAAGCAUUACAGGUGGCGAACUACGGUAUGGGAGGACAUUAUGAACCACAUCACGAUUUCCUGCAGAAUCUAGACGGAAGCCUUCCUGUUGACGAUAUUGACGGUGACAGGAUAGCUACAGUACUGUUUUAUAUGAGUGACGUGGAGGCAGGCGGUGCGACGGUGUUCUUAGAUGCUGAAGUAAUUGUAUAUCCUCGAAAGGGUGACGCAGUAUUUUGGUUUAAUCUUAAAAAAGAUGGUAGCCCUGACGUCAAAACGUUGCACGCUGCCUGCCCUGUGGUCAUUGGCUCAAAAUGGGUUGCUAACAAAUGGAUCAAUGAAAGAGGCCAGGAGUUUCGCCGACCAUGCACACGAACCUGAAAAUUCUACAAUUUUCUUUUGUUAUGCUUUCUUCUUUUUAACACAAUAAACAAUGUUUCCAAAGGU